UUUUGUGAAGGGAUUGCUAUUUGCUAGAGCUAUUUGGGUCAAUAGCCUAACCCCACCCAUUUCCAGAUUGAGCACAGAAACCAAACAAAUCAGAAAUCAAAAUCCUUUCUAUUUAAAAUCCUUCAUCUCUACAGAGGGAGAGAGAGAGAGAGAGAGAGAGAGAGAGAGAGAGAGAGAGUUCAGCUAAUCAUCAUUUGAAGCCAACCCAGAUGCUCUCUUCUCUCUCUGCUUCUUCCAUUCUACCUUUUUGUCUUUUGAUCGUACCAGUCUCCUCUCCUCCACCGAGGUAGAAGACGAAGAAGAAGAAGAAGAAGAUUAAGAAGGAGAACAAAUAAGUUUUCAUCGGAUUAAUUUCUCUCUGGCUAUGCAGCCUUGUAGCGGAGAAAUGGGAAUGGACUCGUUGUCUCCCUGCUUAAACCCUACCCAGGUUUCUCUUCAAGACCUCCAGAACGGCCACCACCGCCAUCACCAUCAACAGCAGCAGCAUCAGCAUCAGCAGAUCCAGAACGCUCAGAUUCAGGUUCAGAGCUCCCACUUUGAUCCUUCUCCCGCCGACGACUUCCUCGAGCAAAUGCUCUCCACAAUCCCCUCCUGUUCCUGGCCCGAACUCUCAGCCGGCAACCCCAAUCGGGCCCCCUGGGACCUCAAUCCCGGCAACUCCAUCUCGCCGGCGAAUCCCAUUGGCCUGCAGAAGCCCCGCGACGUCGCCGAAGAUCAGGGGCAGGGCAAUCCGGAGGCCCUCCAGUUCCACUACGACGACUCGGCCAUGCUCGCGUCCAAGCUCCGGCAGCACCAGAUUGGCGGCGGCUCAUCGGCGGGCAAGUCGGCCUUGAUGCUCCAGCAACAGCUUUUGAUGUCUAGGGGAUUGGGAGCCGCUGGUGGCUUGUCGAGGUCGCCGACGUCGGGCUCCGCGGCAGGCGAUUCCGGCCUUCUUCCGUUGCCGUUGAGCCUCGGGAACGGCGAUUCUUGUGAUUCUCGAUUCCUUAUUGACCGAUCUCAGAACGAAAUCGUCGAUGCUUCCUCCUUCAAAUCCCCAAAUCCUGGGGGAGAGGGUUCCGUGCAUGCUCUGUAUAACGGAUUCCCCGGAUCUCUGCAUGGGACUGGUCAGACAUCGAACCAAGCUCAGCAUUUCCACCAUCCUCAGGCUGGGUCGUUGCCGGCGCAGAACUUCGGAGCUCAGGCGGCAGUGAUGAACCAAUCUCCGGCUACUGGCUCGGCUGGAGCUGUACCGGCGCAGCCGAGGCAGAGGGUCAGGGCUAGGAGGGGUCAGGCCACAGACCCACACAGCAUCGCCGAAAGGUUACGGAGAGAGAGAAUUGCAGAGAGAAUGAAGGCUCUGCAGGAACUCGUUCCCAAUGCCAACAAGACUGACAAAGCUUCCAUGCUGGAUGAGAUUAUCGACUAUGUGAAAUUCCUCCAGCUCCAAGUCAAGGUGCUGAGCAUGAGCAGGCUGGGCGGUGCAGCGGCUGUUGCUCCCCUCGUGGCUGAUAUUUCUUCUGAUCAGGGAGGCGGCGACUGCAUUCAGGCCAACGGCGGCGGCGGAGGAGGAGGAAUGGGCCGCAGCAACGGCGGAUCCGGAGCAACGCAAACGACCUCGUCCAGCGACACCCUGGCCGUGACGGAGCACCAGGUGGCCAAGCUGAUGGAGGAGGACAUGGGCUCCGCCAUGCAGUACUUGCAGGGGAAGGGCCUCUGCCUCAUGCCCAUCUCCCUCGCCACUGCCAUCUCCGCCGCCACCUGCCACUCCCGUAACCCCCCCGUCGCCCCCCACCAUAUGCUGCCCUCGGCAGGCGACGGCCCCACCUCCCCCAGCAUGUCCGUGCUUACGGUGCAGUCGGCGGCAGCCGCUGGCAAUGGAGGCGCCGACGUCUCCGCGAAGGACGCCGCUUCCGUGUCGAAGCCCUGACGGCGGGGUUGACUGACUUUUUAGAGAAGGAGAAUUGGACGUCGAAAAAGGCCGGUCUGAAAAGUCUACGGAAAUAGGGCUUCGGGUGACGCAAAACGACGCCGUAUUUGUGUGGACUUUUUGGGCCUUUUUUCCGAGGCUAACAACACAGCCCAAGUGACCUACAGCAACAGCCCAAGCCCAAGCCCAAAGGAUUCUCUGCUUUUUAUUAAUUUUUUUUUUUGUUUAAAAAAAUUUAGGGGAAUUCGUAUGUGAACUUUUGGGUUCUCUAUGUUGAUUUGUUUGUUUUUUAGUUUUUUUUUUUUAUUAUGAAUUUGGGUCUGUGCUGAUCUAAUUAGAGCUAUUAAGCCUAUUAUUUGGUGUUGAAAA
This is a messenger RNA of Malania oleifera, 2275 nucleotides long. Its product is annotated as bHLH transcription factor RHL1-like. Gene Ontology annotation, molecular function: DNA-binding transcription factor activity, RNA polymerase II-specific; protein dimerization activity; RNA polymerase II cis-regulatory region sequence-specific DNA binding. The transcript is spliced from 8 exons. NCBI's taxonomy places the organism in Eukaryota, Viridiplantae, Streptophyta, Magnoliopsida, Santalales, Ximeniaceae. Gene Ontology annotation, cellular component: nucleus. The record is from RefSeq and is a predicted model, not a curated record. The coding region runs from base 365 to 1906 and encodes 513 amino acids. Gene Ontology annotation, biological process: regulation of transcription by RNA polymerase II.